Messenger RNA from Aphanomyces astaci, 1767 nucleotides. RefSeq names its product TKL protein kinase. Lineage: Eukaryota; Oomycota; Saprolegniomycetes; Saprolegniales; Verrucalvaceae. Gene Ontology annotation, biological process: protein phosphorylation. The record is from RefSeq and is a predicted model, not a curated record. Gene Ontology annotation, molecular function: ATP binding; protein kinase activity. The transcript has 2 exons. The coding region runs from base 124 to 1704 and encodes 526 amino acids.
CUUUAUGCCUAUCUGGUCGAAUCAGACCGUGCGACAAUAACGUACACCUCCAUUCCUCUUACAUGUGAAUCUCGUGCUGGACAAACAGACUCCAACUUACCAGCCACAAGCAGCAUCGCCCCCAUGGCAGCCUACGACACCUGCAGUCUAAUCUACUCGUACCUCACAACGUCCACUUCAGGGUACUCGUGCACGUAUGCCAAGUACAUAGCCACCAACCAAAUCGACCUCGCGACAGUGAAGACGGUCGACUGCACGCAAUCCUUCUGCCGCAGCAUCCUCACCACGUUUGCCAGCGUCGGCGUGUACUCGGACUUUGGGUCGUGCUACCUCAAGGACACGUCGUCGUCCAAGAACGUGAGUCUGCUGUCACUCGCUUCGGUCUGCAAUGGCAUCGACGUCGCCAACACCGGCGGUACCAACAUCUACGUCCCCACCUACAACCCGUCCUUGUACCCGUCGGGCCUCGUCACGGACGUCCAAACCGGUAUCAGUACCGGUGCCAUCGUCGGCAUUGUCGUGGGGGUGGUGGUCGUGGUGAUCUUUUUCGGAGUGGUGAUCUUCAAGUACCGUCAAAACAACAAGGCGAGUCCACCACCUCCAGCGUACAUCGUGUUGAACGAGCCACGACAAGGGCACCACGCCACUGCGACUUCCACCGCAGGCACGACGUCCUCCACCGCCGCCACUGGGCAGUCGACUCGUCUUCCGAAGCCUUUGAAGCACCAACCCGAUCCUUGUCAACCUCCGACUCGCACGGUCGGGUCUACUCUGGACCAGACUACUUCCAAUAGCUCGUCCAUGACGACCCUCACGCACAAGAGCAUGCCAGGUCAAUUGGACUUGUGUGAAUUGGACAUGCAUCGCGUGCAUCCCAAGGACAUACAUCUCAUCCAACCGCUGGCCCAAGGCGCGUACGGUGAAGUGUGGGUCGCAGAACACUUGGGGGUGUCGAUUGCUGUCAAGCGUCUGUUGCCGUCCAAGACAUCCCUAGCCGACUUGCAAAAGUUUAUUUGGGAAAUCAAGCUCUUGUCCAAGAUCGAUUGUCCAUAUGUCGUGCGCUUCCUUGGCGUGUCGUGGACGAAACCGUCCGACAUGAUGCUCCUGACCGAGUUGAUGGCCGGCGGCGACUUGCGCCAAGUGUUGGAAUCGAAUCAAUCGACCAAUCACAACCACCAGUUUACGUGGCACGACAAGGUGCAGUGUGCGCUGCACAUUGCCGAGGGACUGGUGUUCUUACACUCGAUGGACCCCAAGGUGAUUCACCGCGAUUUGAAGUCGCGCAACGUACUCCUAGACGCCGACUUUAACGCCAAGAUCACGGAUUUUGGCAUUGCGAGGGAGACGGACGACGCCACCAUGACCGCGGGCAUCGGCACGUACCGGUGGAUCGCGCCAGAAGUGCUUCUGGACGGCCACUACUCCGAGUCAGCCGACAUUUUCAGCCUCGGUGUGAUUCUGACCGAGCUUAGCACUCAACUCAUUCCGUACUCGGACUUGCGUAACGACAAGGGCAACGUGUAUACGGAUACGGCCAUCAUGGCCAAAGUGAUGGCGGGCGAGCUGACUCCGACGUUUGCAUCGGAGUGUCCCAUGUGGUUUGUCAAGCUGGGGCGGGAAUGCAUGGCGCUGACACCGCAAGACAGACCUACCGCCAUGAAAGUCGCGUAUCAGCUGCGAAGUCACGUCCAGGGGUUCGUGUAACCGAAUAUCUAGACGUUUAAACGAGUACAUAUACAGGAGUACAUAGUACACGUUGUAAACGAG